This is a messenger RNA of Lytechinus pictus (painted urchin), 990 nucleotides long. RefSeq names its product beta-1,3-galactosyltransferase 5-like. Bases 1 to 990 code for a protein of 329 amino acids. The record is from RefSeq and is a predicted model, not a curated record. The transcript has a single exon. Gene Ontology annotation, molecular function: hexosyltransferase activity. Gene Ontology annotation, cellular component: Golgi membrane. Lineage: Eukaryota; Metazoa; Echinodermata; Echinoidea; Temnopleuroida; Toxopneustidae.
AUGAUAAGAGAAGCAAGAAACGAAACUGGUAAAUUGUCAGUGGCGGAAAACGAUGUGGCUCUCAAAACUACGGUGGUUGAUGAGGAUCAACGUGGUACAACCCUAUCACGAAUAUCUAGGUCUAAACCUGAACAGCCCAAGAGAGAACUCCCGGCACUUGGAUGGCUCAAGCGGGUUAAGUGGAUACCGGGAGCUAGGGCAGAUGAAUAUGACUUCAUAAACAAUCCUAUCGAGAAGUGUAAGGUGGAAGAUAAUAGGCGUGUCACACUGCUUGUCCUCGUAAAGUCAGCAACUUACCAGACUGAUUUAAGGGACAAAAUCCGAAAUACGUACGUCAUUGGUAUCACUAAAUAUAAUGUGUCUGUAAAGGUGGUUUUUAAUCUCGGAUACCCAGAAAAUGAAAAGGAACAGGCCAAAAUCAACGAGGAGGCCAGACUGCACGGAGAUAUUUUACAGGCAGACUAUGUCGAACAUUAUUAUAACCUCACCAAGAAAUUCGUCAUGGGUUUGAAGUGGGCAGUGAAAUUUUGCGGCAGUGAAUUUGUGAUGUCGACGGAUGACGACAUUAUGGUCGACAUCGUGACACUUGCCAGAGACCUUCGAAGUGUACCGUUAGAGGAACGUACAAAUUUUGUUAUUGGUAAGCAGAAUGGAUACCCAGUUGAACGAAAUGAACGCAGCAAGUGGUAUUGCCCAAAGGAGCUGUACCCCGAGGAUCGAUACCCGCCCUUUCCCCUCGGACAUGGAAUUAUUUUAUCACAUAAGGUUACACAAAAGCUUUAUGAAGCUUCCAGGGACUUGCCGCCCGAAAUUCCAUUCGAUGAUGUCUACUGCGGGAUACUUUUAAAGGCGCUGGGCAUUGAUAUAAGAGACAGGGUAGGCUGGUUCAAAAAACUUCAUCCUCAAAAACGGCCUGCAGACUACUUUAUAUUACAGCUAAAAACAGAUACCAUGAAAACUGCCUGGGAAGAGUUUGAAAAUAAACUUUGA